Oncorhynchus keta (chum salmon) is the source of this 2106-nucleotide messenger RNA. RefSeq names its product polypeptide N-acetylgalactosaminyltransferase 9-like. The record is from RefSeq and is a predicted model, not a curated record. The transcript is spliced from 10 exons. Lineage: Eukaryota; Metazoa; Chordata; Actinopteri; Salmoniformes; Salmonidae. Gene Ontology annotation, cellular component: Golgi apparatus. The coding region runs from base 261 to 2084 and encodes 607 amino acids.
AGAGGAUAACCUGUGCAAUGGAAUGGCAAUGAUAUUCAUUUUGGGUUGAUUGUCUUUAUAUACAGUCUUCUUGCCUAUUAUAAUCUCUGCGGCGAAACUGGUGCUGAUGACAGGAUAUCUAAUUUUCUGCGCGGGAGCACUGAGGUGGCUAUGAUGACGAUACGUGCCUUAUACACAUAAGCAAAGAUCGGUCACCAAACUUGGAUUGGGCAUGUUUUUCUAUCACGGGUAGUAGGUGUUGUCGGUUUCCCUUCGGUUUCAUGGCUGGCGCACGGCAGAUAAAAACUUUGUUAACUUUAAACAUCUGCAUGUUUGUGGGUAUUAUACUGUUCUCGGUUUACUGCAGAAUUCAGGAUCGCCCAGAGGAACUCCUGAAGAACGGUAGGACCACUAUGCAAAUAUCUAAUCGCAGAAAUGGGAAAGUUAAUAACUUUGUGGAGAAGCAAGCUAUUCUACAGAGGCUUGAGCAUCUUGAGGACAUGGUCUACCAUCAAUUGAACGGUCUGGGAAAGACGGUUGGGGUACUGGAGAGACGAGUGGGCCAGGGACAGGGGCAGGCCAGGACCCCUGCAACUCUGAGAAACCCUGUCCGCGACCCAGAUGGGGGAAAGUACGAAGAGUAUGGCUACAACGCACAGCUGAGCAAUCAAAUCCCACUAGAUAGAUCCAUUCCUGACUACAGGCCGAAAAAGUGCAAGCUGAUGACUUACCCAGAUGACCUCCCUCAGAUGACGGUGGUGUUCAUCUUUGUAAACGAGGCUUUGUCAGUGAUCCUACGGUCAGUCCACAGCCUGGUCAAUCACACACCUGCACACAUCCUCAAGGAGAUCAUCCUGGUGGAUGACAACAGUGACAGUGUGGAGCUAAAGCUGAAUCUGGAUCAGUAUGUGAAUAAGCAGUACCCAGGCCUAGUGAAGAUGGUGAGAAAUAGCAGACGGGAGGGACUUAUACGGGCCAGAAUCCUUGGCUGGAAAGCUGCCACUGCACCAGUUGUUGGCUUCUUUGACGCACAUGUUGAGUUCAACACAGCAUGGGCAGAGCCAAUCCUAACCAGAAUCAGGGAGGAUCGAACGCGUAUUAUUCUACCGUCGAUCGACAACAUCAAGUACAACACGUUUGAGGUGCAGCGGUAUGACAACGUGGCCCAUGGCUACAACUGGGGCCUUUGGUGUAUGUACAUCACCCCCCCCCAGGCCUGGCAGGACAGAGGAGAUGAGACGGCCCCCAUCAGAACCCCUGCCAUGAUUGGCUGCUCCUUUGUGGUGAACAGAGAAUACUUUGAAGAGAUUGGCCUUCUAGACCCAGGCAUGGAGGUGUAUGGAGGAGAGAACAUUGAAUUGGGCAUGAGGGUAUGGCAGUGCGGGGGGAGUAUGGAGGUGUUACCGUGUGCUCGGGUGGCACACAUUGAACGCACCAAGAAACCCUACAACGACGACAUUGAUUACUAUGCAAAGCGCAAUGCCUUGAGGGCAGCCGAGGUGUGGAUGGAUGACUACAAAUCGCACGUCUACAUGGCCUGGAAUAUCCCCAUCAACAACCCCGGAGUUGAUUUUGGAGAUGUUUCUGAGAGAAUCGCCUUGAGGAAAAAAUUGCAAUGUCAUAGUUUCCAGUGGUAUUUGCAGAAUGUGUAUCCAGAGAUGCGAGUGUACAAUGACACCAUCACCUAUGGUGAGGUACGAAACAGCAAGGCCAGUGGCUAUUGCUUAGACCAAGGACCUAAUGAGGACAACAGCGCGACUCUCUACCCGUGUCAUGGCAUGACAUCACAGCUGGCCCGUUACACCUCAGAAGGGCUUUUGCAGCUUGGUCCUCUGGGUUCCACUACGUUCUUGCCCAACACCAAGUGUCUGGUGGACGAGGGACGAGGGCGGACGCCAAGUCUCAAAAAAUUUGAUGGAGCGUCACACUCAUCACAAAGGCUUUGGGACUUCAGUCAGAAUGGCCCAAUAAUCAGCAGAGACACUGGUCGUUGUUUGGAGGUGGAGAUGUCUAGAGAGGCCAGCUUCGGCCUGCGCCUGGUGGUCCAGAGGUGCUCUGGUCAGAGGUGGACUAUUAGGAACUGGAUCAAACCACCACGACACUGAGGGCACAAUAUACAGGCCAGCU